Neocloeon triangulifer is the source of this 2086-nucleotide messenger RNA. RefSeq names its product 4-hydroxybutyrate coenzyme A transferase. The transcript has 7 exons. Gene Ontology annotation, molecular function: acetate CoA-transferase activity. Gene Ontology annotation, cellular component: mitochondrion. NCBI's taxonomy places the organism in Eukaryota, Metazoa, Arthropoda, Insecta, Ephemeroptera, Baetidae. The record is from RefSeq and is a predicted model, not a curated record. The coding region runs from base 102 to 1508 and encodes 468 amino acids. Gene Ontology annotation, biological process: acetate metabolic process.
UGCGCGACCCACUGAUCCCUCCUUUGCCAAUCUUGCGCACUCGCUUAUCAGCUGCCUGUCACUUGUCGAGCUGCCGAAUUUCGACUAAAAUUCGACCCCAAAUGGCAACGACCCUGCAGCGAGUGAGUCUCCUGGCUCGGCGGGCCUUCGCGGGCCGGGCCUCAUACUUCACCUACAGCCCAGAGCCGGCCCAGCCCCUCCCGGGCAGGCAACCCGAGUGGCUCAGCGCAGACGAAGCGGUCAAGCUCAUCAAAUCCGGGCACACCGUUUUCGUCCAGGGUGCAGCAGCCACCCCUCAGGCGCUGGUCAAGGCCAUGACCAAGCACGGCAAGGAGAACAACCUGCGGGGGGUCACCGUGUGUCACAUGCACACCGAGGGUGACGCCGACUACACCAACCCUGAUUGCGAGGGCAUCUUCCGCAGCACGUCCUUCUUCAUGGCCAAGAAUGUGCGCAAACCUGUGGCCGAGGGCCGCUCCGACUGCAUUCCCAUCUUCCUCUCGGAGAUCCCUCUGCUCUUCCAUCGCAAGAUCAUCAAGCCCGACGUUGCUCUCAUUCAUGUUUCUCCUAUCGACGAGCACGGCUACUGCAGUUUGGGCACUAGUGUGGACUGCGUCAGGGCUGCCUUGGCCCAUUCGAAAUUCAUCAUUGCUCAGGUGAACCCUCGCAUGCCCCGUACCUUUGGAGACGCCACAAUCCACUCCUCGCACUUUGACGCCGCCGUCAAGGUGGACGUUCCUCUGCCUGACCAUGCAGGCAAGCCCCCGACCGCUGUCGAGGCCAUGAUCGGCAAACUGGUUGCCGAGAACUUGGUUGAGGACGGCGCCACCCUGCAGAUGGGCAUCGGCAGCAUCCCCGACUCUGUGCUCUCCCAACUGCACAACCACAAGGACCUGGGCAUCCACUCUGAGAUGUUCGCCGACGGUGUUGUUGACCUGGUUGCCAAGGGCUGCAUCACCAACAACAAGAAGACAAUCAACAAGGGCAAGAUCAUCGGCAGCUUCCUCAUCGGAGGACAAAAGCUUUACGACUUUGUCGACAACAAUCCUUUCAUUUCCAUGAUGAAUGUUGACUAUGUCAACAGCACUUCUGUCAUUGCCCAGAACCCUAUCAUGACUGCCAUCAACUCUUGCAUUGAGGUUGAUCUUACUGGACAGAUUGUGUCCGACUCUAUUGGCACCAGAAUGUACUCUGGUUUUGGAGGUCAGGUUGACUUUAUCAGAGGUGCAGCUGAAGGUCUGGAUGGACGUGGCAAACCAAUCAUUGCUCUUCCUUCUGUGACUGUGCGCGGUGAGAGCAAAAUCAGCCCAGUCAUCAAAGAAGGCGCUGGUGUUGUGACCACCCGUGCCCAUGUGCAUUACGUCGUAACUGAGCAUGGCAUCGCCCACCUGUUCGGACGCAACCUGCGUCAGCGUGCGCACGCCCUGAUUAACGUGGCGCACCCUGACCACCGCGAGACCCUGGAAAGGGCAGCUUUCGAGAGGCUGAAGGUGAUGCCGUCUGCGUGAAGAAUUAAGCCAGUGACACUCACCUAGCACUUGCCUUUCUUCGCAAUUCCAUUUUAAAACGUACCGACUCUUCUCUUCAUUACUCAGUCUUGUUUUCGGUGCAUUUGGGGAAAUUCUUGUUAAUCUUGAUGGAAAAAAUACUUUUUCUCUAGAGCCUAGUCGAUCAGCAACGAGUCUGAUAAACAAAACAAAAAAUAACAAAUUCUUCUAUUGUUAGCAAUAAUUCAAUUCUGUCUACCUGAGUUCACUGAAACCUGAUUGACGCCAGCCAGUUUAAUCAAAAGUAACUUGCACGCCUCUGGCUCAAAAGUAAUAUACAAAAAAAAUCUUCAUUCUUUCAAUAAGAGGCAUAUGUGUAUCGCCAUCCUAUGUUAAAGUAGGCUGAAAAUGUUUCACCUUAUCGUCUAUAAUGUUACUAACGGACAGUGAGAAAAAAUUUUGUAGGGGGUACAAAAUAUUUAAACUAAUGAACGAUUUUAAUGUUUCGCGUAAAAACAAUGCACUUAUGUGGCCGCCUUUACUGCGAUAUUUUAACGCCAAUAAAGAUGAGCAACUAACGAGUAGGACAACUCGAGAAA